GACAAACCGUGUUUUCCUUCAGUCAGCUCCAGCCCCCGUCCCACCGCCUGCUGCUCCUCAUCUCCGUUCUUUUGGGCAGAAAGUGAAUCCAGAUCCAGGCUGGAAGCAGAUCUCCAUCAGAAAACGAUGAUGGACUUCCUGCUCCGCUGCUCCGCUUUUCUCCUCUCAGCUUCUGUGUUUGGCUUUCCUUCGGCCCUGAGCCGGGAGCUGAGGGACGGAGACGCUUUCUGUGACGCAGACGGCUGCUUUGUCGUCUACUUGGAGCGUAAGAUCUUCCUGGACUCAUGGAGGUCCUGCAAGGAGCGAGGCGGGAACUUGGCUACCAUCAAGCGCAGAGCGGAGGCCGCCUCUAUAGCCGCGCUCUUCUCCUCUCUGGACCUGCGGGGGUCACGCGCCGAGGUCAAAGUGUGGAUCGGGCUGCAGCGUCAGCCUCGUCAGUGCAGCUCCCAUCCGCUGAGAGGUUUCUCCUGGACAACCGGCGACCAGGACACGGAGUACACCAACUGGCAGAGGGAGAAGCCCCCCGGCAUGUGCGGGGUGCCUCGCUGUGUGGCGCUGGGGUUCAGCACUCAGGACCGCAGGGAGAACUUCAUGUGGGGGGACCGGCCGUGCUCCGACCCCGUCGACGGAUACCUUUGCCGCUUUGCUUACAGAGGAAUGUGUCCUGCCUUGAGGAGCGAGGGCGCAGGAAGCGUCUCCUACUCAACGCCGUUUGAUCUUGUCAGCACCCUCCUGACUCACCUGCCGCCCGGAUCCAGCGCCAACGUCCCCUGCCCUGCAAACACCGGCGGAAACAAGAUGGUUGUUUGUACGCUGAGAAAAAACGGGCAGGUGGAAUGGUCUGAAGAACCCCCGCUCUGCCCGGUUCCCCCCGUUUCAAACCGGCGGUGCACACAGGGUAACGGAGGAUGCGACCAUGUCUGCAGGGAACGGUUCGGCCGGGUGGUCUGCGAAUGCAUCCAGGGCUUUUAUCUCCAGAGCGACGGGUGGAGCUGCGAGCCCGACGUCUGCCGGGGGAACCGCUGUGAGUUCGAUUGCCUGCCUCGUUCAGACGGGUACGAGUGCGCCUGCCCCCACGGAUACCAGCUGGCAUCGGACGGACGUUCCUGUCCAGAUGUUGAUGAGUGUCUCCGGUCUCCGUGUCCACAGCUCUGCCAGAAUCUACCGGGAACCUUUGAAUGCCGAUGCAGGGAGGGUUACCUUCUCACCCCCGAGGGGGUUUGUUUGGACGUAGACGAGUGCUUGAAUGGAGCGUGUGAGCAUUACUGUAUAAACACUGAGGGCUCCUAUUCCUGCAGCUGUGAAGCCGGGUUUUCCGUGGACAGUGAGGAACCCGGCCAUUGCGUCGAUGUGGACGAGUGCCGGAUUGCGGGGCUGUGCGAGCAGCUGUGUGUGAAUCAUGUGGGCGGUUUUCAGUGCUCCUGUGUGGAAGGCUACCAACUUCUAUCUGAUCAGAGGAGGUGUCAGAAAAUGAGUCUGAGCGGAUCCGUCACACCUCCCUCUCUGACGGUUCGCUGGCCUGAUUUCGGACGGGAUCCCUGGACCCCAGAGCCCAGCAGCGACCGCCGGCUGCUAAAUCCGGAGCCGACGGCUCCAUCAUCAGCCUCUGACCCUGAGGUCACCGAGGUCACCGGCGCCUCUCAGGAUCCUCCUUCCCUUCACUCUGUGACACAAAGAUCUGAGCUGGAGCAGAAACCUCAGUGGGAGGUAAAAACUGCAGAGACUUUGGUCUUUACCGCCACGUCCCUCAGCUCUCUGUCACACCCGCAUGAGGCUGAUGAAGACGACGCUACCUCAGCCCUGCCAGUCCUUCCCACCUCCACCAUCUCAGAGGGAGCUUGGAACUGGUGGCCGGAGGUUUCCACUUCCUCUCAGCGUUCAGAAACUCCUGCAGAGACACAAACGGAUCCAGACAGAGGAGGAGAAGCGGAGCAGCGUCCUGGUGACCACGCCCACUUCCCAGGACAGACGUCUGGAGAUGAUGCUACCCGCUCCACUGUUCCCACUGAGUUUAGCCCACUCCCCCCGGACGGGGAGCAUGAACAGAUCAACACGGCGGUGCUGGUGGGCGUCCUGGUGUCCGUCUGCGUCCUCAUCGUGUUGAUGGUGGCGGCGGCCGUUUGCUGCCGUGCUCGUCAUCGGGGCGUGAAACCCAGGAACAAGAACGCCACCGAAUGCUACCACUGGAUCUCUGAUGCUCAUGGGAAGCAGGGGGCCCUCGGCCCCUCGGCGGGAGACAGAUCCCCUGUUUGAACCGCAGGCAGAAACACAGAAACUGUUUUAUUAUAGAAUAAAAAAACAACAAUUGAUGAACUUGAAGAGCAGCUGGGAUCAAAGCAUUCAGAGUUUCUGGAAACUUUUAAGUUUAUUUUACAUUUAGACUUUUCUAUGUUUUCAUGUUGAUUAAUUUCAACAACAGAAAAACAAUCGACAGCAAAGACGUUACAGAAACAUGAGAUCCACACGACCUGUGGGCGUGUCCCCAUGCUCUGAUAGGGGCCCCAUGUCCUCAGCACAGGGGCCAGCAGGGGCCCCACCGCAUGUCACAGUCGACCUCGGCUCAAACACCUGAUUAAUCUCUAAUGAUGAACUUUAAGGCGUUCAUCAGCAGAACUGUCUGGCAGUGGUUCACGGUAUGGAGGGAAAUCAGCGCCAUUAUUGCAGGCAAAGAAUAUUAAAAAAAUAACAUGAAAUACAGAAAUUAAAUGUUUGAAAAAUAAAUGUUUUCAUUGUUA
Messenger RNA from Cyprinodon tularosa, 2735 nucleotides. RefSeq names its product complement component C1q receptor-like. Lineage: Eukaryota; Metazoa; Chordata; Actinopteri; Cyprinodontiformes; Cyprinodontidae. Gene Ontology annotation, biological process: cell migration. Gene Ontology annotation, molecular function: extracellular matrix binding; extracellular matrix protein binding; calcium ion binding. The transcript has a single exon. Bases 130 to 2253 code for a protein of 707 amino acids. The record is from RefSeq and is a predicted model, not a curated record. Gene Ontology annotation, cellular component: external side of plasma membrane; extracellular matrix.